Messenger RNA from Eutrema salsugineum, 2824 nucleotides. Its product is annotated as E3 ubiquitin-protein ligase hel2. The transcript has 7 exons. The record is from RefSeq and is a predicted model, not a curated record. The coding region runs from base 116 to 2548 and encodes 810 amino acids. Gene Ontology annotation, biological process: rescue of stalled cytosolic ribosome; protein ubiquitination. Gene Ontology annotation, molecular function: ubiquitin protein ligase activity; ribosome binding. NCBI's taxonomy places the organism in Eukaryota, Viridiplantae, Streptophyta, Magnoliopsida, Brassicales, Brassicaceae.
CCAUCUUGCCUUUUAGCUUCCCCUCUGAGAACCCUAGAUCCCUUUGCUUAUCAUCUCUUUGUUCUCUCGCUUCGAAUCAAUUUUCUCAAUCCCAAUCCCAAAUUCAGCACGAGCCAUGGAUGACAGCUGUGCCGUCUGCGCCGAUAAUCUCGAAUGGGUUGCCUACGGAUCUUGUGGUCACCGAGAAGUUUGCUCCACAUGCGUCGUUCGUCUCCGUUUUGUCCUCGGCGAUCCUCGCUGCUGUAUCUGCAAAACUGAGUCUCCUUUCAUCUUCGUCACCAAGGCAUUGGGUGAUUAUACUCGGACGAUCAAUGACUUCUCGACCUUCCCAUCAGCACCAAAGGAAGGUCGUGUAGGAGGAGGGUUCUGGUAUCAUGAAGACACUCAGGCUUUCUUUGAUGACUUGGAUCAUUACAGGAUGAUCAAAGCAAUGUGUAGACUCUCGUGCAGUGUUUGUGACAAGACGGAUGAUCAACCAAAAGAAGGAGGACCAGGGCCAAGGCAUCGUUUGCGGAUUAAGAGUGUUGAACAGUUGAAGGGUCAUCUAUAUCAUAAGCACAAAUUGCAUAUGUGCGGUUUAUGUCUCGAAGGGCGUAAGAUUUUCAUAUGUGAACAAAAGCUGUAUACUAGAGCACAACUUAACCAACACAUACACACUGGUGACUCUGAAGUUGAUGGAAGUGAGAGUGAAAGGGGAGGCUUCGCUGGACAUCCUAUGUGUGAAUUCUGUAGGAAUCCAUUCUACGGUGAUAAUGAAUUAUAUGCUCACAUGUCUACAGAGCAUUACACCUGUCAUAUUUGCCCAAGGCCGCAGCCAGGACAAUAUGAAUAUUACAAAAACUAUGAUGACCUGGAGCUUCACUUUCGCCGUGACCAUUUCCUUUGUGAAGACGAAUCUUGCCUUGCAAAGAAGUUCAUAGUUUUCCAAAAUGAAUCAGAGUUGAAAAGGCAUAAUGCUAUUGAGCAUGGGGGUAAAAUGUCUCGGGCUCAGCGAAGUGCUGCAUUGCAGAUACCAACGAGUUUCCGAUACCGACGAAAUGACCAAGAGAAUCGACGUGGAAGAGCUCGAUCAUUUCGUCGUGAGCCUGGUGAUGACGAUUAUAAUCUUGCAGUUCAUGCUGCACUUCGUUUAUCCGAGUCUGAGUAUUCUCGACAAGAGCCUGCACCUCCGCCCACAAGUGCACCACCUGGAUUCUCUGAGAUCAACAACAGGCACAUUGAUGAUGGUGAUCCUCUUAUUCAACCAAUGGAAUCUCUAUCAACUACCGAUAUGGAACCACCUUCGCGGUAUCUUCAAGCUGUGGGCAGCUCUGGUGGUGUUGUUACACGACUUGGAGAAUCUGCUUUUCCUCCUCUCGCUGGUCAACCGAGAUCUGGACAGAACUUGGAGAGUGUUCCUACUAACACCUUGGCUGCUCGUCUUAGACGUCAAACAAAUCGAACUCCUACCGCUACUGCUACUGCCGUUGCGAGUCCUUCUCAAGCAUGGCCAGCGGUUAACCGAGGCCCAGCACAAGCAUCUAAUAUAAGUGGUCGUGGCAACUCUUCUUCGGGAUGGCCAGCAAUAGGUCGCACACCUGCACAGGCCUCUAGUUCGUCAGCCCAAUCGAGGUCCCAUGCAAGAGUUUCACAGCCUAGACCUCCAAAUUCUGCGGUUCCACAGGCUGCUCGUAAUGCAAAUAGGAUUCCUCACUCAUCCUCAGCCCCUAAUCUAUCUGAUUCAAGAUCACUUCUGCCUUCUCAUUCGGAUUUUCCUCCAGUUUCUUCUGCUGUUGUGCAAAAUCACAAGUCAUCAUCCACCAGUACACAGGGAUCUUCGAACUCCCAACCGCCUCCAGAUGUACAGUCUGCAAACAAAUCAUUGAUUGAGAAAAUGCGAUCUGCACUUGGUCAUGAUGAAGAACUAUUCAUGACCUUCAAAGAUGUAUCAGGGCAGUAUCGUCAAGGUUUGAUUGAUGCAAGAACUUACUUGGAGUAUGUUAAAGGUUAUGGAUUGUCUCACUUAGUUAUCGAUCUUGCUAGACUCUGCCCUGACCCUAAAAGGCAGAAGGAGCUCAUUGAUACCCACAAUGCCAGUUCAAGUAAAGAUGAUACAAAGGCGAAUGGUCAGGCUGCUGCGCAGAGCUCGUCUCAAGCUAAAGAGAGUCAAGGUUCAAAGAAAAACAAAGGGAAAGCUGUGAAGAUUGCCGAUCCAAAAGAAGCAUUAGCAGAUAACUUUAUGGAUACGGUGAGGAGGUUGCAAUCCUCACAGAAUCCUCAGGCAGAAGAAGAAGACGCUAUAUCGAAAGAUAAGAAUACCUACCGGUCAGACAAAGGCAAAUCACAAGUAACAGUGAUAGACUCUUAUUCGACUGGAAGCAGCAAGCAACAACGUAAGAAAACAUCUAAGUUUCACAGACUACGACUUGGUGAUGGAUCAAUGGCUGCGUUGCUAGAUCUUAACAACUCUAACCAUGAGCCUGAACCGGAAUCAACGGUUGACAACCAAACGAGUGGUUUAGCGGUACGUGGUGUUUGGCGUAAAGGAGGCGCCAAACUUUUCUCCUAAAUAAGUAAUUCUCUCUAUCUUCUCAAGGUGCACGAUGAAGAUGACAAUCCUGGAAAAAGCUCAUCUGCCGCUUAUUUUUAUGUCAGGAGUGUGAAGGUGGGCAUUUUUGAGGAAUUUUUUUUUCGUAAUGAAAAGUCGGGUUAUGUUCUUUUGGUGUUAUUUUUUCUUAAUCUUUUUUUCAGUGUUUUUUGUACUUCAAUUGCUCUUUUUCUUGGAGGGAUUUAAAAAUGAAUCGAAACUGUAAUAAUGAAAAGAAAUCCUUUUAUUUUAGAUUAA